CGUUGUGCUUCGGCGGACGGGGCUGGGAUGCCGAGGACGCGGCGGCUGUCGGUGUGUUUGGGUUGUGGGCGGUCCGCUCACAGCCCGGGAAAAGCGAGAAAUGGCGACGCCGAUCGCAAGCUCCCGGCCCGCCUUCCAGCAAAAGGAUCUGAUGACCGCUGACAGGGGACGCAGGAUGUUGGGAGUUUGUGGCAUGCAUCCUGACCAUCAGGAAGCUCUAAAAAAGAACCGAGUGGUGCUAGCCAAACAGCUGUUGCUGGGUGAACUCUUAGAACAUCUGCUGGAGAAAGACAUCAUCACCUUGGAAAUGAGGGAGCACAUUCAGGCCAAAGUGGGCAGUUUCAGCCAGAAUGUGGAGCUCCUCAACUUGCUGCCCAAGAGGGGUCCCCAGGCUUUUGAUGCCUUCUGUGUGGCCCUGAGAGCGACCAAGCAGGGUCACCUGGAGGAUCUGUUGCUCACAACCCUCUCGGGUCUUCAGCAUGUACUCCCACCGUUGAGGUGUGACUACGACUUGAGUGUCCCUUUCCCGGUGUGUGAGUCCUGUCCCUCUCACAAGAAGCUCCGCCUGUCUGCAGAUACUGUGGAACAGCCCUUAGACAACGGAGAUGGUCCGUCCAGCCUUCAGGUGACGCCUUGCACGCCUGAGUUUUAUCAAACACACUAUCAGCUGGCCUAUAGGUUGCAGUCUCAGCCUCGCGGCCUGGCCCUGGUGCUAAGCAAUGUGCACUUCACUGGAGAGAAAGACCUGGAAUUUCGUUCUGGAGGGGAUGUGGACCACAGCACUCUAGUCGCCCUCUUCAAGCUCUUGGGCUACAAAGUCCACGUUCUCCUUGACCAGACGGCACAGGAAAUGCUAGAGAAACUGCAGGAUUUUGCCCGGUUCCCCGCUCACCGUGUCACGGACUCCUGCAUAGUGGCCCUCCUGUCUCAUGGCGUGGACGGUGGCAUCUACGGUGUGGACGGCAGACUUCUUCAGCUGCAAGAGGUUUUCCAGAUCUUUGACAAUGCCAACUGCCCGAGUCUACAGAACAAGCCGAAAAUGUUCUUCAUCCAGGCCUGCCGUGGAGAUGAAACAGACCGUGGGGUCGACCAGCAAGACGGAAAGAACCACGCCCCGUCCCCUGGGUGCGAGGAGGCUGAUGCUGGUCGAGAGGACUUGCUGAAGACGAGGCUGCCCACUCGCUCAGACAUGAUCUGUGGUUACGCCUGCCUCAAAGGGACGGCUGCCAUGCGUAAUACCAAACGGGGCUCCUGGUACAUUGAGGCCCUCGCUCAAGUGUUCUCUCAGAGGGCUUGUGACAUGCACGUGGCCGACAUGCUUGUGAAGGUGAAUGCACUUAUCAAGGAGCGAGAAGGCUACGCCCCUGGCACGGAGUUCCACCGGUGCAAGGAGAUGUCUGAGUACUGUAGCACUCUGUGCCGUCACCUCUAUCUGUUCCCAGGACACCCUCCCACGUGAUGCCACCUCCCUGUCAUUCAUGCCAGAUUGAGGCCACUGGAUCACAGGAGGCAUGAUGGAGCCUUUUCAGGAUUACGGUUUCUGUUCUUCCCCCUCAGGGAUUGGGAGUCUCCCGGGCAGGUUUCACAUGCCCGUUGCCUCCGUUGGGUUUGGGACUGCAGGCCGGCUGCUGUGUGACACUCUCCCUGUGGAGCCGGCCCUGGCUGGACUGGUUGCCAGGAGCGUUUGGCCAGGAGCCUGGCAAAAGAUGUUGUGAAUGCGGUGUCUAUGGGGAGAGGGCAUGUGGGUUUCCUCAAAGUGUGUGCUCACUUCCUGCCCCGAGGCGUUUGUAGAUGGCAGGUUGGUCAUUGCUUUUAUUACGUUAGCUAAGAUAGCUCAGUGGUCAUCUGUCUUUCCUUUCAUAUCCCAACCCUUUUUGUCCCAGAGUGAGUUUGGAAGGCGUCCUAAUGUAAUGCAGGCAUUUUUCAUUUGGCUUUGAAAGAGCAAACAGGAUUAGAGACGCGGGUGCUGAGUGUGCGGAAACGACCUGUGCAUUCCUUCCGUGUGGCAAGGCCACCCGCUGAUGGGACAGUCUUCUCAGUGCCCCUUGGGGCUCCUUUGGACUCAGAGGGUCCAGGCUUUCAGCAGAGGGGAGUGUUUGGAUGCCUGUGUCUGGAACUGGUCGAUCUUUGCCGUGCAAGUUCCAAAGAUCUAUUCAUUAGUUCUUUCUCUGAGUGUUGUUGCUGAAACGAGCCUGGCAGAGUGCCAGCAGAGGCCGAUAAGGCUGGUAUGCUUCCUCAUACUCUAAGCUGCCACCUGCUCUUCUAUUUCUUCCUAUGAAGUGUCCCUUUCGUUUUCCCCUCUUUUCCAUCAUUUCAUCCUGUUUACUGCUGCCAUGAAAUCUGUCUAAAAUCCUACUCAAUUGGGUUAUUUGGCUGCUCAAAGAUGUGAUGAUGUACGUUGCUCCUGCUUUCUGUUUCAGUAUUAAAUCCCCUUUUGAUUUUGUAUAUGCCCUAUGUCCCCUUCCAACUGAGUCUGUUGCCAGGAGGCCGUUGUCGUAUUGCUAUCCAUGUUACUUGUUUCCCUUGGAAGCCUUUUUUGUCUGUGCUUAUAUGAAACGUGCCUGUUCUUGGAGCCUUUCUCUUUUACUUCCAUUCUUGCUCGCUCCAAUCUAAUGUCUGUAUGACAGGUUUUGGUUUGGGAUUUUUUAAUAGAAAUCUGAUCACGUUACUGCCCUGUUUGGAACCCUUUGGUUUCCUCCUGCACCUCACAUAAAAUCCAAGCUCCAGGAACUUGGCCAACAGGGUCCCUGCCUUCCCCCCCAAACCUCACUACGUGCUGCUUUUUCUCUUAAGCGACAGCCCCAGGGGCUUCCUCAGUUUCCAACGUUCUGAGCUCUUUCCUUUCCUGAACCACUCUCGGGGUCUGCUGAGCGCCACUCCUCACCGCUCUCGGUGGCUUGCUUAUUCCUCAAGUUGGAGCUGAAAUGCCUCUUUCUUCUGGAGGCCUCCCAAGCCGUUUUCUCUAAAUGGCCUUCUAUGUUUCUUUAUCACUGUGUCCUGCUUGAUCCCUCCAUUAUAUUAUACUUUUCACACUCUAUCAUGAUAUAUUGGCUUGCUUCACUUGUUCAUUCCUGUCUCCUCUACUAGGUUGUAAGCUCCAUCAGGGCCAAAACCUUGUCUCUUUUGUUCACCAGUAUGUAUCCAGUGCCUGGCACAUAGUAGGUCUUCAGUAAAUGUUUGCUGAAGGAAGAAAGGGAGAAAGCAAGCAACCAUAGGUAGAAGACUACUUUUUGAUAAUACACACAGUUUGGUGUUUGUUCUUGUGUGUUGUUUUAUCCACUGGUGGUGUUAGCUCCUGAAGACACAUGUCACAUGUGUGACAACUUCUCCACGUGUCCCCCGUGCCUGGCGCCGUGCUCGGCUUGUAUCCAGUCAGCACUUCAGGUGCUCAGUGAAUACUGUUCUGUGAGCCAGGAGGAUCGGAGACAUGUGGCCAAGUCCUAUAUUGGGUCCUCAUCUCAUGGAAGUCGUAUCUGGAUGACAACCUUUCCAGUUCCCACUGCCAGGAUGUAUUGCCAUCAGGUGCCAAAUAAAUUCUCGUAUUUAUUAGUGA
Messenger RNA from Rhinolophus ferrumequinum (greater horseshoe bat), 3553 nucleotides. It is a transcript of the gene CASP2, whose product is annotated as caspase 2. Bases 101 to 1459 code for a protein of 452 amino acids. Lineage: Eukaryota; Metazoa; Chordata; Mammalia; Chiroptera; Rhinolophidae. The transcript has 11 exons. The record is from RefSeq and is a predicted model, not a curated record. Gene Ontology annotation, molecular function: cysteine-type endopeptidase activity. Gene Ontology annotation, biological process: regulation of apoptotic process; proteolysis.